AUGGGCACCGAAUCAUUUCGCUCAUAUUUUAUUCUAUUAUUGUUCUGCUUAAUUAUCUUUGUUAAUUAUGGUAGCGGUGAUCGAAAAAAAAUUAUUGUCAAUAGUCUAUUUACACAUUCGUCUUAUCCAUCAAUUAAUUUUGCUCUUCAACAAAUUGAUUCACUACAGAUGGAUAUUAUACUUGAACUUAAUACAACAGAAGAAAUUAUUCCAUGUGACGUGGGCACAAGCGUAAAAAAACUUUUUACUAUAAUUAAUAAGAAAAAUUGGUUUAAUGUUUUAAUAAGUGAUGCUUGUCAAAAUGUACUAAGUUAUAUAGCUGAAGCCGCAACUUAUUUUCAUAUACCGGUGUUUUCAUUUACGGAAAGUGAUCUAUCGUUAUCAUCGAUUGAACGUUAUCCACUUUUUUAUCAUAUCGUACCAUCGGAUCGUGCUCAUAAUUUAGUGCGGAAACAACUUUUACAAUACUUUAAUUGGACACGAUUUGGAUUAAUUUAUCAACAUGGAUCAAAAUAUACAUUGAGUUAUAGACAAGAAGCACCAAGCACACCACCUCAUAUAAUUCUUCAUUACUGUACAUUUAAAACUGUUUGGGAUUGGGCAAUACUUUUAUUAACAUUUUACACAUCAUUGCUUGUACCCUAUCAUGCAGCAUUUAAAAGUAAAUCAUUAGAUGAUGUGCCUUUACUUGUUAUUGAUAGUAUUGUCGAUGUUAUUUUCUUUAUUGAUAUUAUAUUAAACUUUCAUACAACAUAUGUACACACAAAAUCUGGAGAAGUCAUAUCGGAUCCGAAGCGCAUCAGAAAAACAUACUUGAAAAGUUGGUUUGUUAUUGAUUUAUUAGCUUGUUUACCAUACGAUGUAUUUAAUGCAUUUCAAGAAGCUGAAGAACGAUAUGGAAGCAUAUUUUCAGCAUUGAAAGUUUUACGUUUAUUACGUCUUGGCCGUGUCUUUAGAAAAUUAGAUAAUUAUCUAGAAUAUGGUGCGGCCGUACUUUUAUUACUCAUUUGUGUUUUUGUACUUGUUGCUCAUUGGUUUGCUUGUGUAUGGUACACCAUUGGAUUUCGUGAAGGGCGUGGUGGUCCCGGAAAACGUAUGGAAUAUAGUUGGCUUGUAAAAAUGGAUCGAGAAUUACAUUAUGCAUGUAUUGAUUCCUAUGGUAAUCUAACAGCAUAUGAAUCCAAUGGUACAUGUCGAAAAGCAGCUUAUGUUACAGCACUUUAUUAUACCAUGAGUUCAUUAACAAGUAUUGGCUUUGGUAAUGUCGCUGCUAACAGUGACAAUGAGAAAAUCUUUACUUGUGUUAUGAUGCUUAUUGGUUCACUUCUUUAUGCAACUAUAUUCGGUAAUGUAACAACUAUAUUUACACAGAUGUAUUCCGCUACUGCUCGAUAUCAUGAAAUGUUAAGUAGUAUUCGAGAAUUUAUGCGUUUACAUGGCAUGCCUAAUCAAUUAAACGAACGUAUUAUGGAUUAUGUUGUAUCAACAUGGGCAAUGACGAAGGGUAUUGACGCAACAAAAGUAUUAAAUUAUUGUCCAAAAGAUAUGCGCGCCGAUAUAUGUGUUCAUAUGAAUCGAAGUGUUUUUAACGAACAUCCAGCAUUUCGUUUAGCUAGCGAUGGUUGCUUACGUGCCUUAGCUGUUCAUUUUCAUAAAAAUCAUUCUGCACCUGGUGAUAUGCUAUAUCAUUGCGGAGAAAGUCUUGAUAUGUUAUGUUUUAUUGUAUCAGGCUCAUUAGAAGUUAUACAAGAUGAUCAAGUAUUAGCUAUACUUAGUGCAAAUGAUGUUUUUGGUGAUGAUUUUUGGAGUAAGAAUCGAGAUAGUGUUGGCCAAUCGGCAGCUAAUGUUCGUGCAUUAACAUAUUGCAAUAUACAUCAAAUUCGACGUGCUCAUCUACUUGAAGUAUUAGAGUUUUAUCAUCCAUUUAGUAUAUCAUUUGCUCGAAAUAUGGUGCUCACAUAUAAUUUAAGACAUCGUGUUGUUUUUCGUAAAAUAGCUGAUGUUAAACGUGAACGUGAAUUAGCUGAAUCAAGGAAAAAUGAAGGAUUAGAUCAAAUAGGUUCUGAUCAUCCAGUACGAAAGUUAAUAUCAAAAUUUCGUAAAAUAUCACAAGAAAAUCGUGCAGUAGCGCUAAAUAAUACUAGUGCACCAACACCACCGACAACAUCAGUUAGUCAACCAACUCAACAAGCAUCACCACCAUCAUCAAUAAAAAUCAGUGGACAACAGACAAGUAGUGAAGUAACUGAUUCUACAACGAAAACAAAUACUACAUCAAUAAUAGCACCACAUUUACAAUUACCUUCAUCAUUAACAUCAAAAACUCGAGAUAAACUUGAAACUAUUUCUGAACGUAUUGAAACUCAAGAAUCACAAAUAUCCCAAAUAGUAUCACUUCAUCAAAGUCCACCAUUACAACGACCACCACGGUCGAGUAAAUGGAAAUGGUUAAAAACAGGUUCAACAGGACCCGAAACAGAGCCACUAGAAAAAAAACCUGAUGCAAAUAUAAAACCAUUCCAGCAGCAAUCAACCAACCCAUUUGAUUCAAAUUUAACUGAUGAAGAUUUACAUGGAAAAUCAGAUGGUAUGGGUGAACGACGACCAUCUAUUCCCCUUAGUUUAUUUAUACCGAGGGCAGCCAAAGACGAUAGUACAAAAGUAACAGAGACCAGUAACGAUGAUCAAAAACACUUAGAUGAAUCUCAUUCUGAUAUAAAUGAAGCAUUUGGACCUCUUCGUAGUGUAUCAUCAUCAUUUGGUGAACAUCCAUUAAUAUCAUCAUUGCUUGAUAUAAAAAAUGAUUUAGGUAAUGAAGUACGAGCAUUGACAAAACGUAUGAUACAUAUUGAUGAACAAAUUAGUCAAAUUUUUAAUUUUCUUUCACCCUGUCAUCUAUCAAUAACUAAUAACUCACAACAAACAUCAAAUAUAACUCAACCUUUAUUAAUUCCAUCUCAGUCUUCUUUACUUUCACCACCACCAUUGUUAUCAUCAUCCUCAUCCUCAUUAUUAUUAAAUACUACAACGACUCCUACUGAAAUUAAUGUUACUACUCAUAACUUUCCGCAAAUAUUAGAAGCACCUUCAGUGCAUUUAGAUGCAAAUGCAAACAUUCCAAUUUUUAAUUCGAAUCGAUCAUUAUCACCGACAAAUGACAUACAAGAUGUGCCUACACAAGCAGAAACACAUGACUCACCAUUGUCAACUUCAACAACAAGUGAAAUUAAUGAGUAUUAUUCAAUUCCAUUUCCUAUUCCACCGCCACCUUCUAUUUAUAAUCGUUCAGCUAGUUCAUCAGUUGUUAGCGUAGGCACAUCAACAGCUCCACGAAGUUCCAUAUCGAAUAAAGUAGUACCAACAUCAUUGUUACCCGCGUCUGCUAGCUCCAAAAACCCAUUGAACACUAGCUUUCGACCGAUUUCAAAUACUCGUUUUAAUCCAGGUCGUUCUCCGAAGUCAAAAGCUCGUUCACAUCAAAAUCGAUCUUAUACCAAACAUCAACAACAAACUGAAAAAUCAACAAUUAUUGAACUUGAACCCUCAACACAGAAUGAUACAACGAAUAAAAAUGUACCACUUUUUUCCACAUUUUCGUCAACAACAAAAUCUGGUAGUAGGGCAUUCCGUCGUUUCAUAACAGGUAGUAGUAAUGCAGAGAAAGCUGCAACAUCAUCAUCGUCAACACUUCUUUAUCCGCCUACAAGUGACGAUGAACAUCCAAUAAGUCCGACUAGUUCAGGCAAUGAUGAUGAUGAUCAUAGGCCAUUGACUUCAUCGUCAAAUAAAUAUCAUCAUCAAACACUUCUUUGA
Rotaria socialis is the source of this 3813-nucleotide messenger RNA. The record is from the annotation of a GenBank genome assembly. Lineage: Eukaryota; Metazoa; Rotifera; Eurotatoria; Philodinida; Philodinidae.